AUGGAUUUACCACCUAGAUAUGAAUUGCAUGAAGCUGCUAGACUCGGCAAUAUAGCUGCCGUAGAGUCUUUGUUGAAUGCAAAUCCCAAGUUGGCGGAUUUGCGGGACGAGGAUAAGCGCUUGCCACUUCAUUGGGCUCUCUCAAACAACCAUAAAGAUAUCGUAUUGGUACUAGCUUCUAUUAAAAGCUUUGAUCCGGAUGUUCAGGACGGGUCAGGCUGGACACCCCUCAUGAUAGCUGUAAGCCUUAAAGACGGGGAAGAAUUAGUCGAAUUCCUUUUACAAAAAGGCGCUGAUGCAACUAACUACUCAUCAGACUACGCGGGUCAGACUCCACUUCACUUUGUAGCAUCUAAGAAUAAUCUCGAUCUUGCUCGAAAACUCUUAGAACAGAGAUCGCCAGCAAAACCGACCAUCAGUGAUAAACGCCGCCAAUAUCCUAUUCAUCGCGCUGCUGCUACAGGUUCUACACCAAUGGUAAAUUUGCUAAUAAAGUAUAAAAGUCCCAUCAAUGUGGCGGACUCUUUUGGACAGACUCCUUUGCAUCACGCUAUUGCCGAAGGUCAUGGCGAUACUGCAAUAGCUUUAUUGAAGGCAGGCGCCGACCCUAGCAAAGAAGAUCAAGACAAAAAACUACCCCUAGAACUUGCCCCUGAUUCUCAGGUUCUAAAAUAUAUUAUUCGCACUGCUGAGAGCGAAGGCAUAGAACUGCCGACUAGUUUCAGGUAG
This is a messenger RNA of Blumeria graminis f. sp. triticale, 729 nucleotides long. NCBI's taxonomy places the organism in Eukaryota, Fungi, Ascomycota, Leotiomycetes, Helotiales, Erysiphaceae. The record is from the annotation of a GenBank genome assembly.